Messenger RNA from Tripterygium wilfordii, 1625 nucleotides. RefSeq names its product transcription factor HHO3-like. The transcript has 5 exons. NCBI's taxonomy places the organism in Eukaryota, Viridiplantae, Streptophyta, Magnoliopsida, Celastrales, Celastraceae. Gene Ontology annotation, molecular function: DNA binding; DNA-binding transcription factor activity. The record is from RefSeq and is a predicted model, not a curated record. The coding region runs from base 397 to 1521 and encodes 374 amino acids. Gene Ontology annotation, biological process: regulation of DNA-templated transcription.
CUAUUUCCUUAUAUAUAACUCCAACUCUCUCUCUCUCUCUACCAAAAAUCAGAAAACCGCACCAAAGAUUCGUUUUCAUAUGCGACGCCCCGACUACGAUAUCUCCUUACGCGCUCCUCCAUUCUCUCUCUCCAAUUUCAUACCUAAUCGCCACCGCUUGUUCUAAGAAACUCUUUGUUUGUUAAUUUAUUUUUCUUGGCAUCCAAGUUUAUUCCAUUUCCUGAUUCUGCUGAGAUCCCAUAUUCCCCUUCGUUAUCCUCAUCUCUCUCCUUCUAUGGUCGGAUCUAUCUAUGUUUUAGACCAGAAACUGUCGUUUCUUUGCACAGAGAAUCUUCUCUUCAAUAUAAAUAAAACUUCUCAAUUACCAUUAUCAUUAUCAUAAUCAUAUAAGCAGAAAUGGAUUAUGCAGAGAAGAUGAAAAGAUGCAAUGAUUAUGUUGAAGCGUUGGAUAAAGAGAGGCGUAAGAUCCAGGUCUUUGAACGGGAGCUCCCGUUGAGUUUGGAGCUCGUCACGCAAGCGCUUGAAGCUUGCAAGAGAGAGUUAUCGGCGACGACGGAGUGCGUGCCAGGCCAAUCGGAGUGUUCGGAGCAGACAACGAGCUCUAACGGACCUGUGUUGGAGGAAUUCAUUCCGAUCAAGAGAGCUUCAUCUUCUUCUGUUAAUGAUGAUGAGGAACAAUCGCGUAACGAGGGCAAGAGUAGUACUAGUGAUAAGAAGAAAUCGGACUGGCUUAGAUCCGUACAGUUAUGGAGUCAAUCUCCAGAUCCAUCGUCCAAGGAGUUUCAGGAUGUGACGGAAAAGGCAUCUGCAGUGGAGGUAAAGAGCAAUGGCGGUGCGUUUCAGCCUUUCCACAGAGAGAAAGGCGAAGGAAAAAGCAACCAAUCGACAGUAAAAACGCCUUCGUCGGUGCCGAAUACAGCGACAACGGAGACAGCGAGUGCGACAAGUUGUGAAAAUGAUGCAAAAAAGGAAGACAAAGAAGGGAAUGCUAAUAGAAAGCAUAGGCGGUGCUGGUCACCGGAGUUGCACAGGCGAUUCUUACACGCCCUUCAACAGCUUGGUGGGUCAGAAGUUGCCACACCAAAGCAGAUAAGAGAAUUAAUGAAGGUUGAUGGGCUUACUAAUGAUGAGGUCAAGAGUCAUUUACAGAAAUAUCGUCUACACACAAGAAGACCAACUCCUGCUGUUCACAACAACAGCAAUCCUCAACCACCCCAGUUUGUAGUGGUAGGAGGCAUAUGGAUGCCACCGCCCGAAUAUGCAGCUUCAGGAGCACCAGGGGACGCAGCCACUGUCCCUGCAACCAAGUCCAACGGAAUUUAUGCUCCAGUGGCUUCACCACCCGCUAAAGUCUCGCGAUUGAUUGAAUCAUUGAUGCCACAACCGCCGCAGCAGACACAAUCCGAGCAAUUGCAAUCAGAAGGGAGGGGCUGCAAGAGCGAGGGAGGUGUUCGUCCUAAUUCCCCCGCUACAUCUUCCUCGACUCAUACCUCCUCGACUUCUCCUGUACGUUUGCUUUGAUUCCGAGUAAAGCUGAGAAUGGUGUAAAAAUUUUGUAACAAAACUUGAAUAAAGAGUUUACCAUAUUACAUGAUAUAUAGAGACAUCAUCAUUCUUCGUUUUUU